AUGAAGUCACUGAAAUUUAUGGAAAACUUCAUUAGUACAGUGCCAUUCAACAUGUGGCAAAAUAUGGCAAAACUGAAGAGGGAGCUUGAAGAUCACAUUGAUAUGCCAGAACAAAAAGCGGAAAAAUUUUUUGAGAAUCUUCAAUUGGACAUUAUGAUUAUGGCAGCGGAAAAGGAUAUAGCAACGGAUGAAGUUGAUUCCGUGAAGCAAGCUUUGAUGAAUCAACAGAUGAUCACGCAACAUUUGAAAAAAAGAAACGAAUAUUUGGAUGAUUUGGAAGAGGCAAACGAGAGGAUCAAGAUUUUGGACGAGAAACUCGACAAACUUGAAGCAAAGAUUUCAAAAACGGAGGAGUCACUUGUACAGUCUGUAAGCAUGCUGUUGGAAAAAGAUGAACAAUUGAAGACUAUCAGAAAAGAAAUGAAAAUUAUGGAUGAUGAGAGAAGUGCGUUUGACCAAGAAUUGACGCGUUUGAAAACGAGCAGACUUGAAAACGAGAAGAGCUCUUUGGCGUCCCGUGUGGAGUGCACAAUUUGCUAUCUGAGUUAUGACAAUGAAGCCAGAGUCCCAAGAGUUAUGAAAUGUGGUCACACGAUUUGCCAUACAUGUGUUGAUCGGAUCAUCGAACAGUCCUUUGGAUCUCCGAAAUGCCCAUUUGACAGAAAGAUAAUGUUCGGACUCUUCACGACAGACAAUCCAUAUAACCUACCACCAAAUCGUCAUAUUAUGGGAUAA
This is a messenger RNA of Caenorhabditis elegans, 735 nucleotides long. It is a transcript of the gene Y45F10B.8, whose product is annotated as RING-type domain-containing protein. The transcript has 3 exons. The record is from RefSeq and is marked reviewed. NCBI's taxonomy places the organism in Eukaryota, Metazoa, Nematoda, Chromadorea, Rhabditida, Rhabditidae. Bases 1 to 735 code for a protein of 244 amino acids.